GGCCAACAUUAAUUUUAGUCAGUCGCACAAGUUCAAGCUGAACAUAACGCAAAAUCUACACAAAAACAGACACAUAUACAUACGCACACGCGCAUAGCAGUGCAAAGACCUCACCACCCCAUUGGCGCUCAUACGUAUAAUUUGGAUAUUGCCCACAGAGGGUCCAACUUUUGCUCAACGUUAAGCAAAAACAAAACAGAAUAUGAUAAACAACGUGUAAGCGAAAGUACAGAUGUUGAGUAGAGGUGAGCUAAGCGAAAAUUAAUGAACGCGCUGCUCGGCAUGAGAGCGAGGAGACUGUGUGUACUGAGUAGGAACAGUAAGCAAGAGCUAAAAAAAAUAGACAGUUUAAAGCGCAACUUCCAUUAUGGCCGCACUGGCAUUUUGUGUGUGCAGUGCACUAGAGCAGUUCUGUGAUUUCGCGGAUGCAUUUGUGCGUUUCGGUUUAAGUGCAAGUAGAAGUUUCCAGUAUCUGCGUGCCAAACGUAAUCAAAUUGAAUUUCGACGAAAUUGUCGCGCUAUCUGGCUGCAAGAGUUAUCCAACAGACACGCAUUAUCAGUGCGCGUAGUAUACGAGAUAUUACGUCGUGUGCGUAUACCGUUGACUAGUGCCAAUUACGUAGAUCAUACCAUCGAAUUAGUUAAAAAAGAAAUGCAUCGACGAGGCAUCGAUUUUGCCGCUAUCGAGGCAUCUGCCGAAGCUUACGAGGCCAUUGAUAAUUUUGCGGUGCAACACCGGUCUUUAGCAGGUCAGGAUACGACGGAUGGCGGACACCGGGACUAUGAUAUGGUGGAUAAUUAUGAUGACAUUGAAGUGCUCAGUGGUGA
Bactrocera dorsalis (oriental fruit fly) is the source of this 828-nucleotide messenger RNA. RefSeq lists its product as uncharacterized. Lineage: Eukaryota; Metazoa; Arthropoda; Insecta; Diptera; Tephritidae. The record is from RefSeq and is a predicted model, not a curated record.